GAGACUCAACAACCUGCAGACUGUCCUCAGAGACCACCAUCACAUCCAGCAACCAUCCAGCCAGCCGACCAAUCACAGCAGGCAGACGCUUCUGGGCCAUCCAGCCAGCCGACCAAUCACAGCAGGAAGACGAUUCUGGGCCAUCCAGCCAGCCGACCAAUCACAGCAGGCAGACGCUUCUGGGCCAUCCAGCCAGCCGACCAAUCACAGCAGGCAGACGUCUGUGGGCCAGCGUCCAGCUCUCCGAGCCUCUCUCCAGUCAUGGUGUUCCCUCGGCUGUUGGCUUCAUUGAUCCUUCUUCUCUACUGGACGACAUCCUCAGCUGAAUCACAUGAUCCCACAUCUUCCGUCAUCUCACCAUCCUACAGGGUGAAGAGAGACCAACCUUUCGAAAACAGAGAAAAAUGGGAAAAAUCUUUAGCAGCUUUAUCAGCGGCAAAAGAAGUCCUCCCUUUAAUAAAAAAAGGGAUUGAAAAGAUUGAUAUCAAAAAGUUGACAGCUGUGAUGAACAGUCUUGCCAACAUCGCCAGCUUGGCACCCGGCAUCGGAAGCCUGAUCUUCUCUGUUGUCAACAUGGUCUUGAUCUUCAUCCCUCAGGAUGACCCGGUGCUGAACGAGGUGAAGAAAGGGUUUGCUGAAGUGAACAGAAAGUUGGACUCAAUCUCCAUCCAGAUCUCCAACCUGGCAACAGACGUCGAAUGGUAUAACUACGCCAGCGUUUACUCUCAAGACGAGCUCCGCAUCCUCAACGCCUGGAAGAAGUUCAAUGAUCUUCUCCAGAACAGUCAGUUGGUAACAAAUGAAGAUCAGAAACUCCGACUGGCAGAGAUAUUCACCAACUACUAUGAGAACACAGGAACUGAGGCCAGUGUGGCCAACUUCUACCAUUACCUGACGGUCAAUGACACGUCUCUCAGUGGAAACCUCAACGUACUGCUGAGGAAGAAGUUUAAAUGUGACUUUCAAGAGAUUGGCAAAUAUAAUGUCUAUUUCAGUCGUUUGCUGUGGCAGGGGAUGGUGCUGAACCAGUUCUACUGGAAACUGAUCGGGUUGGAUUCAUCAGGUAUAGAAGCCAAACACACCAAGAUGUUCAACGAUGUCUACGCAGCUCAGAAAUCAGCUCUGGAAGCCGAAUGCCUGGACAACUAUGAGCACUACCUGGAGGAAGACGUGAUGGAGAUCAGCAAAGGACUCAGUGCUGACAACACAACAGCCAUCGCUGUUCAGGUGAAAGAGUUUCUGGAUAACAAGUACUUCUGGUACAACUGGGUGGUGAUGGUGUAUACAGAUGAACAUACAAAGCAUAAGUUAUUUAAUAUGAUAAAGAUCCCUGUGGGUACAAUCACUGUCAAUGUGGGCUACACUCUGAAAGCAGAGGAGAUAAAUAUGCAAGAAGUAACAGAUAAGCUGGUUAAAUGCCACAACGACAUGUGGAAAUACUCAAUGAAAGCUUGUGAUCAGAUUUCAUUUAAUAUAAAAACUUGCGAUCAUUACGGUGAGCAUUUUAGACAGUAUGUUAAAGUGAUGCACGCUAGUAUUCAAAAUGACUUUGUUCAAGUCCCAAAAGCCCUGGAGGUUUCUGAUAAACUUGAUUGUACGCUAUCUGAAUAUAGUGUUUUUAGUCAUCACAAGCUCUAUGUCUAUUACUCCCGAAACAUCUCUCCCUGCCACGAAGACACAUGUGAGAACGGGAAGUGUAGGCGGCUGCUGAACUCCAACGAAUAUUUGUGUGAGUGUCCUCCUAGUUACCAUGGAGACAGAUGUGAAAAAGAGAUUGAGAACCAAACUGUCCCAGCUAUUAUCAAAGGCCAGACUGUGCCUGACAUCACUACCAUCAACGCCAAACUGAAAAGAUUCUAG
Messenger RNA from Perca fluviatilis (European perch), 1860 nucleotides. RefSeq lists its product as uncharacterized. The record is from RefSeq and is a predicted model, not a curated record. Bases 262 to 1860 code for a protein of 532 amino acids. NCBI's taxonomy places the organism in Eukaryota, Metazoa, Chordata, Actinopteri, Perciformes, Percidae. The transcript is spliced from 2 exons.